ACUUUUGGUACGUGUAAACCUGAGCAUCUACGGGAAUCGAAUUUACAUUGAAAAAAAAAUGAGCUGUUUGGUGUAUAGUUAACCAACAAGAUCUAGACGUUAUUCAGAGGUCUAUAAUCAUCUAACAUUGAAGUCAUAAUCUAGUUUAAUCCCUAUACUUGUUUAGAUUAAAUCAACAAUCUUAAAGUUGUUUUUUUUAAAAAUUGUUUUUGAAACAUAAGGAUAAAAUAAGAAAUCGAACUAGGUCAAAUGUUGUUGUCUUUAGCAGGACUUACCCCAAGUGUAAUAAAAUCACAAACUUCCAUAGCUAGUCAAAAUCGAAACUUCUCCUUUUUCUGGAAAAUAUUAGCUUUAGACAAACCUGAAUCCUCUGAGAAAGAAAGAAAACUAUAUAAUUGGGAUGAAUCUCCAUAUCAAGCUAUAAGAACUCGUGCUGCAUAUAUAAGAACCAAAGCUCUUUGUCCGGUAACUAAGAAACCAGUUAAUUUCGUUUGUCCAUAUUCUGGUAUUCCAACCCAUCAUUCCGAAGAAGCUUGGAGAAAUGAUACCGAAUAUCAUAAGAAGAAGACGUAUGAAUUAUUAAAGAAGGUCAAUCUUUUUGAACAUGAUGUUAGAUCAGGUAGAGUAUUUGACGAACUUACCUUUCCUGAAGAGCAAACACAUGAAUAUACUGUUAACUUAUCUAAUUGGGAUACCUUCUUUUAUACUAGAGAUUUCCCACCUAUGAAUACUGAAUUCAAUUUAGCUGCAGCUACCAAAGUUUUAACAUACCCUAUUUCAAUUUCAUCAAUUCUAUAUAAAUUCUCCCCAUAUGGCCAAGUUCCAAGAGGUCCAGUAACCGUGGAAGGAUUAACUUCAUUAGCAGCUUUGAAAUAUACAUUAUAUCCUCCUCAUGCUAGAGGUUCAAGUUCAGUAUUUAAAGAAAGACCAAUGAGAAUAUUUAUAGUGGGAGCUAAGCUGGAAUCAAUGUUACCAGGAUUUGUAUGGAAACAAUUUGGUUAUUUAUUUCCUGAAAACAAAUUUGAAAUUCAUUUCAUUGGACCUGAAGCUUAUUUUGAUAGAGAAACAAAGACUUUUGGACCUACCAAUAUUCCAAAUGGUCGUCCUUUAAUAGAAAGAAUUGAUGAACAAAUAUCUUUAUUCUAUCAUACUAGUUACUUCCAUGAAGUUUACGAAAUGGGAGAUUUAUUCCCCUUUGAUCCUUAUUUGGAUGUAUUCUUUUUAUUCCACCCAGGUUUUACAACUGCUGAUGGUAUAUAUUGGGAUAAAGCCUUGAAGGGAUUAUUAGAUUCCAAAUGUCCAAUCUAUAUCACUGCAUACCAUGAAAAGGAUAUGGCAAGAGAAGUCAAAUAUUUGGAAGAUCAUCCAUUAAAUGAAGAAAUGGAUGUUUUAAUGAAUCCAACUGAAAAUAAAUUCGCAUGUACAAAGAUCGAUUUAGUGGAUACUAAUCCAACUGAAACAUUCAAUAGUAAUAGUCAAAUCUAUGGAUUUAGAGGAAAGAGAUACCAUGCUAUCAAAGUAUGAUCUUAACUACCACCUCUUAUCUAUAAACUUUUAUUCUUGUAAAUAGAUAUACAUACUUUUAAAAAAUGACAUAAUUUUUUUUAAUUCAAU
This is a messenger RNA of Scheffersomyces coipomensis, 1614 nucleotides long. RefSeq names its product Mss51p (gene MSS51). NCBI's taxonomy places the organism in Eukaryota, Fungi, Ascomycota, Pichiomycetes, Serinales, Debaryomycetaceae. Gene Ontology annotation, biological process: mitochondrial respiratory chain complex IV assembly. Bases 250 to 1524 code for a protein of 424 amino acids. The record is from RefSeq and is a predicted model, not a curated record. The transcript has a single exon.